CCCCGUGACGGAGCGCCGCCGCGACGCACGUCACCCUCGCAACCCUUCAACACUCGUAUUGAUAUCUACAACACGAACGAAUAUUUACAAACUGCAUAGUGACUGUUCAAAGUGCAAACGUUUUUAAAGUUAAAGUGUCAUGCGGACAUAUUUAAAUUAAAAAACUCUUGAAUAUAAACACAUAACGGGGAGAAUUAGCGCAGGCGCGCCUUCACGCGGACAUGUCUACAGCGGCCAUCUUGACAGAGGACGCACUUUCGCCUCGCCCUAGCUCAAGAUUUUGAUCUAAAGCCCCUGAAAUUACACAGGGUACAAAGGAUGCGUAACGUUCGAAGUUUUACAGCGGGCGCCCUGUGAGGCUGCAGCGCGCCGGUAUCGAUCCGGUGGCGUUAUGGCGUUCGCGAAGUGAAUGCGGAUAUCGGGACCUCGCAGUAUCCCUCGUGAGCGAGAGGAGCGUCGGGCCAGUGACAGUGCUAGAGUGGUCGAACGGUAUGUGAGAAAGAGUGUCAGCGCGGCUGGGAGCGCGGCCGGGCGGCGGCGGGCCAGGCUGACCGCACGCCAUGGGCGAGGAGUACGCGCGCUCUCCGUGCGAACGCUUCCCGACGGCGGGCGCGUUCAGCGUGGCGCCGCCGGAGCGUCUGAGCCCGCCGCCGCCCGCGCCGCUGCCGGACCGAUUCUCGGCUUCACCCCGGCGAGUGCGCCGGUGUGCGGAAGCAGAGCGCGCGCGAAGACCGCGUUACGUGCCACCAGCGGCACACGUGCCCGUCGAGAGAUACGUACCAAGGCCGCCGGCUCCGCUGCGUCCGCCGCCACCGGUCUACUGCGGGCUGGCGUGUCGGCCUCCGCCACCAACGACCAGAAAGUGUUGUGGGCCCGUGUGUCGCGAAGAUAUCGCCGGUUCACCACCACCAUCACGAUACGUGGAAUACGUUGGAGCGGCUGCAGCGCGAAGACUAGCGUGCACACCUCCGCCUCCACCGCCCCCGGCUCUUCAGUUGCCGUGCGAGCCUCAAGAGCCACCGUGCUGCGUGCAGGCUCGCAGGCGACCCCAACCACCACAUGAUUGGCGAUCGAGUACAGGGUUGCUGGCUCCGCAGUUAACGUGUCAAUCGUCAGCGGCGGCGACUGCAGCGGCUACAGCACCCCACCCAGCGCCAGCCUCGCCACCGCGCGUGGUCUCCGCGCCCCCCGUACCUAUCGUUCAACCUCCACCCGAACCAUUACCACCGCCCACUCAAGACGAUGGCGUCAGAUUGCGAAGAGUUCACACUGUCGCUGUACGGGAUUACCUUAAGAGAGAAACGCAAACGUUUUUUGGCGUACAAAGAGAUAAUGAGAGGGAGCAAAGAAGGCUGUGGUUUGAAAGGCGGAGGAGGCACGCGGCGCGGGCGCUGGGUGACCUCCGGCUUGACCUACCACCGGACCAUCAUCCUGAUGACGAUGAUAUUAGUAUGUAUGGAGCGUCAGGCGCGGCACCAAGGGAGGCACGGGGGCGCGUGCAGGAGCGGCCCGACGUCUUACCCGCGCCGGCGCCGCUCGAGGAGCCAGCGACACCCCCCCUGCCCUGCCCCGGCAAGGACAGUGUCGCGAGACUCACGCUCACAGGACUGUCCCUUGUUGUUAGUGCGGUGACACGUCGAUCCCGGCAGUCGACCUCAGCUCAAUGGUCGCGUUCGUUUCGUAACAGCGGGGCCGCCCAGCAAGAAGAAACCGAAGUUGAAGAUACGUUCUUCACGCCGCAGUCUUCGGUGACACCUCUCACUCAGCACAUUGACGACGUUGAGUCAAUUGAAGGAAACAAAAGGGCGCGUUCUCCGGUAACUUCUGGCGGAGUUGAGUACCGAAGGCCGGAGAGAAGUGUGUCGUGGGGCGCUGGCGGAGCACGAAUACACACGCCGAUACUAGAACCCUUGGCCGACAACUCGAACAGAAGACAAUACGGUAUGGGCGUCGUUGGAAGAUUUUUCCGACGAUCCCUUCGCAAAUCAAUGACGCAUCAUGAAGAAGUGGCUCGACAACUAGACGAAUUAACCGACUACCGGCCUUACUUCACGUGGUGGGUGAGCACAGUGCAGACCCUGGUCUUGUUGCUGUCAUUGCUGUGUUAUGGUUUCGGGCCAGUCGGCUUCGGAAGGCACACGCACUCUGGACAGGUGCUGGUCAAGAGUUUGAGUUUACAGCAGGUUGAAUGGGAAGAGCCAGCUUCGUUCUGGUUGGGGCCAAGGGCAGCGGACUUGAUACACUUGGGGGCGAAGUUUGCUCCGUGCAUGAGGCGAGAUGCAAGGAUAGCAAGGGCCAUAGCAGCAUCGGCGAGAAGAGAACGGGACACUGCGUGUUGCAUACGUAACGAUGAUUCAGGCUGUGUCCAAUCAUCAAAGGCUGACUGUUCGAUAAGAGGAUUAAUACCAAAGAAUACAAUAUCUACAUGGAAAAAAUGGUCUUCGGGAGAAUCGGGACCCGGGGGACGGAUAUCAGGGUCCGUUUGUGGUUUAGAUCCAAAAUUUUGCGAGGCCCCUCGGUCGAUAGCACCUCACGAAUGGCCAGAUGACAUCACGAAAUGGCCGAUUUGUCGCAAGUCGGUGCUGGACGGAUCGGCGGCAGCUGGACGGGCCGGACACGCGGCGGAGCACAUGGCUUGCGAGGUCAUAGGUCAUCCGUGUUGUAUAGGAGUGCACGGACAAUGCGUGAUCACGACUAGGGAGCAUUGCGACUUUGUCAAGGGAUAUUUUCACGAAGAGGCCUCACUUUGCUCGCAGGUAUCGUGCCUCGACGAUGUUUGUGGAAUGUUACCGUUCAUGAGAAGGAGACGUCCAGAUCAACUGUAUAGAGCGUGGACGUCUUUAUUCGUACAUGCUGGUCUCUUACAUUUGGCUGCGACGCUGGCGUUGCAGUGGCUCUUCAUGAGGGACAUGGAGAAAAUGGCUGGCCCUGUUCGGAUGGCUGUGAUAUAUUUGGGCAGUGGCGUUGCUGGGAACAUGGCCUCAGCGAUAUUUGAACCGUAUAGAGCAGAGGUGGGGCCUGCUGGGUCCCAUUUCGGGCUGUUGGCAUGUUUAAUAGUAGAAGUUAUCGGAGCUUGGCCAAUACUCAAACAUCCCAGGCGGGCUCUGCUCAAAUUAAUGGGACUCGCGUUUGCGUUGUUUCUAUUAGGACUUCUGCCAUGGAUAGACAAUUUCGCUCACGUUUUCGGUUUCGUGUUCGGAUUCCUGCUAGCGUACGCCUUAUUACCGUUCAUAAUAUUCGGUCCGUACGAGCGGAGAAGGAAAAUAGUGUUGGUGUGGGUGUGUCUUAUAUCGGCGGCGGCUAUGCUGUGCGCUUUGGUGGCUUUGUUCUACGCGGCGCCGGCGUACGAGUGCGCGGCGUGCGCUUACUUCACGUGUCUCCCGUUCGCGCCGGACAUGUGCGCGUCGCAGGAUGUGCGCGUGCGUCAGAUGGACGGGGUAUGACGGCGGUCGGCCCGGGCGCCCCUGCCGCCGCCGCCCCCCCGCCCCGCCGCCGCGCCCUGCCCCGCCCCGCACUGCGCUGCGUCCACGCCUCGCGCACACAUACACACAUCCCACGAAAUAUGUAAACUGAAAUAUCAAUUUUCGCACUGACAUUACUCGUGGGCAAACAGACGUCGUUCUCCGCGGUCAUCUUUGAAAGACUUCACUGAUCCAGAGCACCUUAACACGAGUGCAUAUUGUACGUCCGCGCUUGUCCAUGUUUAGAUGUAUAUAUGUAUUAUCUUUAUUACUCUCAUGUCAGAUCAGACUAUGCGAUCGGUGGAAUUCCAAUUUCAUGUGUUUAGUACAUAAAAAUAGUAUGUCUACCUAGAUGACUCUCCGAUAUGCGUUGAUAACUUAGCCAAACGUCAUGGACGUGCAAUAUGCGCCAGAGCUUACAACGUUUUUCAACGAGUGACGAAUCAUUAUCCCAAUAAAAUAUUGUGCGUUUGUCAAAUCACGUGUGAUAGUCGCUCGUGAAAAAAAUGCUCUAAGCUCAGGUGCUCACUGUGCGUGUUUCGUACCACGGCUGCUAAUUAUCACGGAGAAUAAUGACAAAUAAGCGGCGUGACAUCAAAGUGAAAUAAAACUAUCACAAAACGUACGUCACAUCGCGUCUUUGUUAAAAAGUCAAUGCUUUUGGAUUCGUUACCGCAAUAUGUGGUGUCGAAAAACAUUCAUAAAUUUAAUAUUCCCAUUUUUUUUAUUUAUUUCAACCUACCCUCGUUUCGUAUUUUUGCAAUAACGUUAUUAGUGGCACUUUUUAAGCUCGUUUUGGUCACCAUUUGUGACAUUUUAAAUCCUCUCACUAGUAAAAACCUAUGCAAAUAUUUUAUACAAUACAUCAGGGGGUCUUUCACGAAUUUUAUACGUGCGUGAUUGACUUUAGCUGCAUGAUUAUUACAUCGUUAGAGAGUACAAGUACUGUAUGUAGUUCGGAAACAAAUUUUAAAGUACUACUACUACAUUGAUAAAUUCAAUUAUCGUGAGGCAUGAAAGAAAAUGUAUCGAUAACAUAACUGGUGUGAGCUGAAAUCGAAUAAAAAAUGUAUGAUGUUGCGUGUUUCAAUUUAUAAUAUAUCACAAUCGCAUUCGUGUGAGUGAGCUAGUCGUGAUCUAUUAUUCAAUUAUUAAACGAUUGAUUAAAUCGAUAUUUGUGAAAUGAUUUGAUAUUAUGUAUUUUUAAUGUGCUAAAUCAACCUUGAGUAAUGUAUUUAUUUAGCGGAUGCGACGAUUAUAAUAUUGUAAAUAUUCUGUAAUAUAAACGAGAAAAGUAUUUAACAUUUAUAAGUGAGUUUGUAUUUACGUAUGUGUAAGUAAUGAUUGCGUAAAUUACGUUGCACGUUUUGUGACACUAAAAACGGGUAAAAGGAAUACAAAGAAUAGAGAUUAUUAUUUAAAAUAAUAAUAAUUAGUACACUAAUAUAAGCGGUCCGUUAAAUAGCCUUAAAUUUCUUGAAUUCAGCAUUAAAAUUGGUUAUGAAAAUACUGAGAAAAUAACAUUUUACAGAUUAAUGGAAAAGUCGGUGCGUAUAAAAAAAGGAUUGUGUGUUUUUAUGAAACCACGGUAAAAGUGAAACUUUUUUUCACAUUAUAGACAUUUAACUCUGACAAACAACAUUUACAUUAAACACUGACAAAAACAAACAAAAUAGUAUGGAGCACUGGCACAAAUGAGUAAUAGUCUAUACACUACACGGUCAGUCACGGACGAGCGCCUUUCACUUUAUCCCUACUCAGCGGCCGACCGUCACGCGACAUGCAACAUACAAACGAAAAAGUUUGAGACGAUGUAAUAAAAGUUUCACUUUAAUAAAUUACUUGUUAUCUCUUUUGCACCGUCUCAAGGUCUCAAGCCUCAUUGUGCCUAUUAUUUUCAAUAAGCAACCAUCCCAUGAUCAUCUUUAAAACAUUUCGAACAUAGUAAUUAAUGGAUUUAUAACUUUCAUAAAAAAUAUAUAUAUAUAUAUAUAUAUUUUUAUACAAGGAGAUAGUAGAUACAAUGUGUUCAGAAAGGUUUAUUACAGUUCAACGAUUGAGAAGUUCGUAUAUCCAAAUCUUUUCAGAAACACAUCUAUUACUAAGAAUAAGCAUUUUCUGUUUUGCAUUGCCAUCAAAUUUAAAGAAGGGAACUUUUUAUUUGGUGACGUCAUAUCGUCAUGGUUAAGACCAACGGUGUAUUCGUAUCGAGCGAUGCGGUUGCGCCAGUGAUUAAGUCCGAUUUUUUUUCAUACCUAAGUCUUGAGAGGCUAUGUCAGCGUCACCGGGCGAUUUAGCUCACGGGGCUCAAACUUGACGUUGUUGCUAACACGAACCCUAGCAAGAGCCGUGCUUCGCAGAAUCUACCACCGCAUCGGAAACGCGACCCACUGAGAAGAUCCGGCGAGAAACUCAGUGGGCUGUGUCUGUGGGCUAGUUUACUCGCCGAGCACUUCGUCGCAAGCGACGGGUUCGACGAGAACGAUGACCGGUGAAAAUCCGAGACGAAAUUACCGACAUUUUUAAGAAAACAUUUACCUACGCGUGUUCACGAAUGACUUCCUCGACGAAGAAUUAAUAUAGUGCAAUAAAAAUAAAACAAAGAAAAAACAUUUUUUUUCUUUUAACUUAUUGAUAGUUAAAUAUUGUGAGAUUGUAUCGUUAGUAUCACCAACCUCCGUAUUUCUGUCGUUACAGCAUACAGCUGACACUUAAACUACAUUAACCUAUAGCUUCUUAUAACAUAGAAUAUUUCUUCAUAUCUUUAUUGCACUAGAUAUGUGUAAAUUAGAACGCGAAUGACGUCACCUAUCACAGGCAUGACAUACUUUGAAACCAGAAGGCAUGGCGGCUUCGUGUGGGCUCGCAAUACCUACGCCUUAACAAAAUAAGUGACAUUGACUAAUGCAAAGGGAAUUUGUUUCAGGCAGCGAACUUUUUUAAAUAUGCUUUAAUAAACAGGCCCAUAAUACAUCCUUGAUUGAUUAGGGAAAGAACCUAGUAUGUGUUGCUGUGUUUUAUAUACUGCGUAUUUUAAAUGCAGAAUUUCCAUUUAUACCGUGUUUUGUGUCACAAUAUGUUCACGUAAAAGUGUCAAAUAUUAGUUUAUUACUAAUAAUGUAUAUAGCAUGAUAAACAAAUAUAUUUUCACGUAUUAUGUUCAGAGUAUAUUAUGAACGAAUUCAUUCUUAUGUAUAAGUAACAUUUGAUAAUUUGAUUUCGUCAAUUUAUAUUAUAUUCUAGCUAUUAUCAUCAAGUCUGCGUAGUAUUAUAUGAUUAUAUUAUUUUAUAAUAUGCUAGUUGUAAUCUAAAAAAUAAAUAAAGUUAGGUAUGUUUAUUUUAUUACAGAACGUUAGGGCGGUUUUUCGUGGUUUAUAACGAAUUUAAAGUAAUAGUCGCAUGCGUAUUAUGUAUUAUCAUCAUUGUUACGAUAAAGAAAUGUAAAUAUACUAAAAAAAAAUAUAUCGAAAUACAUUUGUAAAUUUUACUUUCGGAAGAGAAGGUUAAUCGAGAACCAAUUUUGAAUCUUUCACAUGUUAAGAGUUUGAAAUUUGAUGACACCGUCGUGAUGAAUUCAACAGAAAUAAAUUGUACCAGUAUGGUAAAAACUGUUUGGUCGUGAAAAAAAAAUGGAUGACUAAAAAGUAUAAAAUAUAUUAAUAUUUGCAAGAAAAAAAAACUGUAUUCUUUACAUUACAUUUGCGAAGAACCAAUCAUAUAAUAUAACAAUAAGAAAUAUAUUUUAGCAUUUUAUUCGGUGUUUGGGAGUCGUAGACUUUAUUAAAACUAUUUUUGUGAUUUAAUUCAUCGUUAAUUUUUUUGUUGGGAAUGUUUCGAAAUAUCGUAAAUAAUAAAUUGGGAAAUAAUGAAACCGAAAUUAUUGUUAUCUUGAUAAUUUUUAUUUUUUUUAAUAUUCAAUCGUGUUUUUUUAACUAUUUCAGUAAUAAAGCUUUGAGAGAUAUUAAGAUUAAUGGAGGUAAAUUUAGAUAAUUUACUCUCUCGUUGUCACAAUCCAAGUACAAAAUAAUUGUUUGUUGUAAACAAAAUUGGAUGAUGGGUGUAUUAGUUUUAUAUUGUAUUAUAUCAUCAAUAAUCAUCACAUAAAAUUGAAGCUCAAACACAACUGUUAAUAUUAUUCUAUUAUGUUUAAGAUGAGUAUUUUAAUUUCAAUUAAGAAAUUGUAAUAAUUAUGAUUGUUGAAAUUAUAUUUUGUGAGUAAUAUGAAGAGAGUGAGAAUGAACGUGUCAAAUGCAAAAAAAUCUCACAAUUGUUCGAGGUCAAGUGAGAGAUACCCGCUGUAGCUGUCCACGGGCUCUGGUAAUGUAAUUGCUAUGAAGUAAUGCCAACACCAAUUAGUAAUAGGCUCAAAUGUUGUUUACCUCAAUUUCUACUCAUAUCAUUAGUACGAUCGCACCUCCCGCCACCAGAGCAGAGUUCAUCCAUACUAACUAGAACGGCUACGUUUAUCCACAAUGUGUUUCUGGAGAUUCUUUUUUGCCACAAACCACUCGGCUCUAGAAUUAAUUUCUCAAGUGUUAUAAAAAGUCCUAUAUAAAGCGAGGGCUUAACAAUGGAGAUUAACUCAGCGACAGCAGAGAUUUGUCUUGACUUGACAUUGCUAAUGUCUAUGAGGUACAGCAACCACGCAUCACUAGGUCCUGCGAAUGCUCGUAUAUAUACGAAAUCAAAAAAAAAAGAUAAAGCGAUUGUAAAUUGUAUUGGACUUGAUAUUUUCCGAGAAAAUGACCUCAAUCGCGCAUUAUUCAGACAAAGAUACAUUUAAUGUUCACAAAAUAAAGUUCACUACAUAUUGCGUUAUUAUUCCAUUUAGAAUUGUACACUUUUUUGUUAGGAUACAUUUUUUAAUGUUAUUUAAUUGUAAUACAAUUAAAUAACAUUACAAAUUAAUUGUAAUACAAUUAAAUACAAUUAAAUACAAUACCAAAAUUAACGCAUGUUUGUAACCAAUAUAAAUAAUUACAUAUUAAAUAAACUUAAUAUUUGAUAGAAAUACUAUUUAUGAUUUACUCAUGAAAAAAAACGAAUAAAGCUUUGGUGGCGAUUUUUUUACAGCGGUAAUAAAAUGCGACACGGUCACCCUGCGACUUUAGAACUUAAAUUCAAUUCAAAAUUCAAAUUGAAUGUUGUUGAAUGUCACUUGUUGAAUGUGAAAAUAUAAAUAACAAUGCUAACUCUAUCACCGGUUCCAAAAAAAGCCACAGUUCUGGGAAGAACCGGCGAAACAAACUCAGCGGAGUUAAGUUAAACGUUUUCAGCAGUGAAAUGACUAGUUUCAAAGAUUGUGUCUCGAUUAAUGAUUCUUUGAAGUCCAGUGAAGUUUUUCUCGAAGUGCCCUUGCGGCCGGCGGCCCGGCGGACUGUCAGAAUUUAAAUCUAAGACAAAAUUAACAUAAAUGUACAUUGUGAACAUACAACUUAUUAUAACACUUAAUAUUAAGGUAAAGUAAUCUUAUUGUAACUAGCAUUAAUCGAACAAGAAACCUUAUUAUCAUAAUA
Molecule: messenger RNA, 8977 nt
Organism: Bombyx mori (domestic silkworm)
Lineage: Eukaryota; Metazoa; Arthropoda; Insecta; Lepidoptera; Bombycidae
Gene: rho-5
Product: inactive rhomboid protein 1
Exons: 12
Coding region: 561-3443 (960 amino acids)
Biological process (GO): regulation of epidermal growth factor receptor signaling pathway; regulation of protein secretion
Cellular component (GO): endoplasmic reticulum membrane
Molecular function (GO): serine-type endopeptidase activity
Source: RefSeq, a predicted model, not a curated record